This is a messenger RNA of Podarcis lilfordi (Lilford's wall lizard), 10516 nucleotides long. The record is from the annotation of a GenBank genome assembly. Lineage: Eukaryota; Metazoa; Chordata; Lepidosauria; Squamata; Lacertidae.
GUGGAAUGUCUGGUCAACACAGACUGGCAAUCAAUGCUAGCCAAAGAUGGCUUGACUGGUGUGCAGGUGAAUGAGCCCUUAACAGCACAGUCAACAUUCUUAGGUUCAAUAAUUAUUGCCUGAAUAGAUGAAGGAGUAGAAUGGGGGGGGGGUAAUCUUAUGAGUAGAUCCAGGUCUUCUUCAGAAUUUGCCAGUGGGUCAUCCCAUUUCCUGUCCUUCUAGGACCUUGUCUGGAUAUUUUUUACACAGUGCCCCCUAGGGGAGUGCCCUCCUCUUCACAGCCACAUGCUCAUGUGUACCUAAAGCCUUGCCCAGAUUCUUGAAACAGUGACACCCUGUGGCCUAACUUCAUCUUCACAUCCACUGUGCCCAUGUGUGUUUUAACUUAUUCCCAGAACAAGACAAGAUUGGUUAAGAAUCUGAUCUUCGGGCAGAUAAAUAGACUUUAAAUAACACUUUCCCUGAAGUGUGCAAAAAGCUGUAUGUGAACACAUGUUCAACGAAGUCUCCAGAUGGUGGACUUUAUGACUUAAUGCUUAAAAGGAAAAUAUCAGAUUGCCCACAGGCUUUAGGUGGUUUUUGCUAUGGAUGAUAUUUCCUUCCUAUAUACAUAAAAAUGUAAGGUUGUCAUCAUGCUGAAGUUCACGUGGUUGCUGAUAGGGGGCCACACCAACUCCAGCUUCAUGACAGAGCAGCAGGCAGGCGAGCAAGCAAGCAAGCAGUGUAGCCAUGUGAGCUGUUUAACAGAAAGGAGGUCUUCAACUGCUCAAUUGUCUAACUGCUCCCUGAAGCACCUCCCCCCCCGGCAUUAAAUAUGGCUGCCAUGAAGGGGGAAGGCAAUUCAGAAGGCAGUAUGUCAAACCACUCUCUGAAGUUGCUCUCCUCCUCCUUUAAAAAGGGUUGGUGUUUGGGGUGAGAUGGGAGGAGAGGGUGGUGGGGUAAACUCUAUGGAGAGGGGAGUUUGGGGUGAGAUGUGAGGCGAUAAGUGAGGGGGCAGGUGGGGUCUAAAGGGAGGGAGAAUUGGUCAGACGUAAAGGGAGUAGGAGUUGACUACGUAGGUGUCAUGGAAGGGUUGGCAAAUGGAGUAAGCAGAGUGGCAGCCCCUACUACUACUAUAAACAUAAAACACAGAUAUUAAUAACACACAUAUCCAACUUAACAGAUUGUUCAGUGGGAAAUUCUUCUACUGAGUAAAAAAAAGUGGUUGGGUCCACUCUGCUAGCUCUGCAGAGUCAGCUAGCUGGAUUGUUGCCUAAAAUAUCAUGGUUGUGAGUAUUAUCACAACAUUGGAGACUCAGUUUUCAAUCAGGUUGGUGACCUACCUCUUGAGGGAGCAAAACCUGUACAGUGGUACCUCGGGUUAAGAACUUAAUUCGUUCCAGAGGUCCGUUCUUAACCUGAAACGGUUCUUAACCUGAGGCGUGCUUUUGCUAAUGGGGCCUCCUGCUGCCGCUGGUGCACAAUUUCCAUUCUUAUCCUGGGACAAUGUUCUUAACCUGGAGCAACCACUUCCUAGUUAGCAGAGUUUGUAACCCGAAGCGUCUGUAACCUGAAGCUUCUGUAACCCUAGGUACCACUGUAGUUUAACAUGCUGCAUAAAAAAGUACUUUCUUUUAGACUGUGCUAUGUCUUCCAACACUCUAAGCCUAGGGCUAGGAAGAAAAAUAAUUCUGCCCCACAAAUCCCUAUGUUUUGUGCACAAAUCUCUUUUCUCUGAUUAUUACUUUUCCAUUCCCUUUCUGUAUCAUCCUCAGAUCUCAUCACCGGCCAGUCACACACCCCUCCUCGCCAGGUGAACGGGGUCCUGGGAGGUUCGGUGGCCCUCUCUGUGAACAUUGGUCCACAAGCCAAACUGAAGGAGAUCGAGUGGAGCUACCGGGCUGGAUCUGGCCCAGCGCUGCUGGUGGCUUUGUUUCGGGAUGGGAAAUUCGAACGGCCUGAUCCUGGUGACCGGUUUAAGCAGAGGAUAGAAAUGUACAAUGAGACGCUCAGGAUCAAGGCAUUGGAGCUGAAUGACAGCGGUGUCUUUGGGGCUCGAGUGAAGUUAUUCCCAGCUAUCGUUGAAGAUCAGAUCUUCCGCCUCAUGGUCUAUGGUGGGUUAUUAGGUUGUAUGUAUCCAACUAAGUUAUACUCUAUGUUGACUCAUGGAAAUUAAUGAGCCUGAGUUAGUCAUGUCCACUCAUGCAUAUUAAAAAUAAAAUAAUCAGCAGAAUUUCAAUUUUUAGCCCAAGGAAAUUGCCAUCUCUCUCCCUGUUUUACCAGGAAAAGUAUACUUUUGUUUAUUCAGUCAACAGUACAUAAACUUCAGAUACAGGAUAGGGUUAUCCAGGCAAGGGAUCUGUUCACAUUAAUGCAGAAUUUCCGAAAGAAAUGAGUGCCAAAACACAGCCAUCCUUCAAAAUCUGCCCUUUUCUGAAUUUUGCAAUGCAGUUCUUUAACCAAGUAAUAUGGACAAAAAUGCCUAGGUUGGGGUAGGUUUUCCUUUUUUAAAAAAUGCUAAUAUUAGUUACAGUAACACACAAAAUGCAUUUUAGGUAAAAAUGUGUAUAUUAGGAGAAAUUCACACUAAAAUGCUGUUACGAUUUUUUAAACUGAUGUGUAGAACUGAAAUUAAGAUUGGGAAAGUGAGAAUUUGAUAGUUUCCCCCCUCAAUAUUCAAGACAACCACAGUAGAAUAUAUGUAUGUAUAUAUAUUUAUGCACCCACACAUUAUGUAUUUUUAAGUAAAGCAGGGUUGAUGAGCAAUCAAAUGUCGUUCAAAAAAAUGCAGACACUUUCGACUGCAUUCAAAUUUCCUUUAACAGUUGUGGCCUAGUUUUGAUGGCUAUGGAAAGGAUCUUGGCUGUAUUUUCAGUAAGCUUUGGAUUACUGAAAUUCAGUAAUCUUAGGAUCUGCCAUUAAAACAGAAUCAUAAAAUUCAUCUGAGUUUCCACAAGUGUGUGGGAAGCACUGUGGAGACAAAUUGGGAUCUUAUAUCCCUAUGAAAAUUAACAUCCAUGCACAAAAUUAAAAAGGCAAAUGUGUUAAUUUCAUCUGGUCUUUUAGCAGAACCAACAUUAUCCGCAGCUCAUUACUAAGAAAUAUUUAGGGGUUGGGAGGAAAUGGGAGAGCUAAUUCCCCUCCUCCAUUGUGCUUUGGAUACUGGAUUUAUUAAAGCCAUUGCAAACUCGUGGCUGGGAUUUCUGAAAUGCAGGAGUCUGCAGUUUUACUGUGCUUAGAAGCAGAGUGUAGCAGUGUGAGAAGUCAGUUUCAAGCAGAAAUAUAAUAUCCUGUUGGGAGGCAAGAGGGAGCCCCUGGCUCCCAAUUCCUCUGACUUUGUGACAUCUGUUCAAAUUUCAUGUUGGCUGACAUCCACCACAUAUCAUUUUCCCUCUUUCCUCAUCACUGGCACCCAGAACCCGUCUCUACUCCGCGGAUACAGAGUCAGCUGGUCUCCAGCACGUCCAAGUGGUGCAAUGUGACGCUCCAGUGUCUCUCUCCGGGAAAGGAGCAGGUCAACGUCACUUGGAGGAAAGGAAACCCGAUCCGGGAUCUGGGGAGCUCCGACAGAUACCAGGUCUCCCCCGAUGGCAAGACUCUCCGCCUCUCGCUGCUGCCUGCCUCCCUGAACACCACCUAUUCCUGCACGGCCAGCAACCCCAUUGAGCACAAGAUCGUGUCCUUUGACUUGCAGAGGAUCUGCCAGAGUGGAGGUACAGAUGUUUUUGUUUUUAAAAAAGGAAUUACCCCCCACACGGAACACUUUUCAAAAUAAUUCUCUUGCUUUUCCAGCUUUAUCAUCCACACAAAGCAAGUUAUAAGUUCCUCUCCCCAGGGAGGCUCUGGCCUGGCACCAUCAUUGCAUGUCUUUAGUGCCAGGCAAAAACAAUCCUUUUCCAUCAGGCCUUUGGCUUUUAAUUAUCUAUAUGGUAAUGUUUCCCAAACUUUUUAGACUACAAUUCCCAUUAUCCCUGACCAGUGGUCCUGCUAGGAAUGAUGGGAGUUGUACUCCAAAAAGAGCCAGGUACCCUGAUCUGUGGCCUUGUUGUGUAGUUUGGAUGUUUUAAUGCCACACACAAUGUUAUUUUGGUUUUGGUCAUGUUUCCCCUGGGGCUACUGCUGGAGGGGGCUUGUCACAACUUCACCAAAUUACACUUGGGAAAUCGUUGUCCAUACUUUCCUUAAUACUUCAGGCUUUGGUCAUUUUACAGUACAGCAGGCCCAAAGCUUUUUUAAAAAAUACUUUUUUAUUCAAAAUUAAAACAAAACAUAUUAUCCAGAAACAUAUCAUCCUUAUUUCCCUCCCAUUUUUCCUUCCUCCCCCCACCCUCCCACUCAGAAACUCCCUCUGGAGUUUCUGAUUAGUCAGGCACUUUUGUGAACGGAGUUUUGAACCUAAAUGAAUGAGGUUCUGGUAAUGUGCAGCACCGACCCGCUGUCCUUGCUUCAUGGUGAGGCAAGGCUCAGAGUGUGUGUGUGUGUGUGUGUGUGUGUGUGUGUGUGUGUGUCUCAGCCUCUCCCAUCCAAUUUCCCUGUAACAAUGUUCCAGCGGUCUGUGUGCAGAGGCAAAAUCAUGCAAAGCCAGGAAGACAGAUUUCCUGGCUUCCCUGACCCUUAGACUUCUCCCUUUCUAUUUCCUGAUUCACCAUUGGAGUUCCUAACCCCAGCUUGUUUCUUUACCUUUCUAUGUAAUUUCAUCUCUCCUUGCAAUUACUCUUUCUCUCCUAGUUUCUCUGUAGCUUGUGUGUGGUCUAUAAAACUAUCAGAUAUCCCUCUGUCGAUCUGUUUUUUUUCUCUCUCUCUCUCUUUCCCUUUCUGUUUCUCCAAAACCUCUGCCUGACAUUCGAGAGUCCUGCUAUUUUUGUGUACUUGUUGUGAGCACCCGGAUAAUGCUCAACAGCUGCUGCUGUAUUGCUGUGUGAUCUACACACUUGUUUCUUCCUGUGAGCUACCAGGAACGACACAAAAAGCAGCAGCAGGUGUUUGUCUGCUUGAAUUGUGUGUGUAUAGUCGAUCUUGCAAGCUGGCUCCGACCUUCUGCACCCUUCUCAAUCCCAACAGCUGAGGCGUCUUUCUCCAAGUCAGGCUACGUCGUCCUGACCUUCGUCCUGCUAGUGCUGAGUCUUGGGGCUGCCUUCUGGUGCUGGAGGAUCAAUAAUGAAAAAUCGGCAGAAGCUGGUGAGCCAAACAUUUGUUUGGAAUAUUCCAGUCCUUCCCCUACAACCCUAAUUAUGUCACACUUAAAGAAACUCACGAGUCACAGAACACUUCAACCCCUGCUGGUCGUCAGAACAACUUGGAGUUAAGUAAUUUUACCCGAGUUUGCUUAUUUUCUCUUCCCUCCCAAUCUCCUUUCCUUUUGAGCCAUGUCUGUUUUAGACUGUAAGUCUCAAGAGCAGGGACUGUUGUGUUUCUGUGGGACUGGAAGCUGCUCUUGGGAGGCUUUUGGACUGAAGAGCUGGAUAAAACUUAACUGAAUAAAGAAAUUAAAAGGAGUGCAAGCUAAAUGCAAGAGCCAUCAUCUUUUCUGAAAAUCUCUGUGCCUUUAGGAACUCCUUGGUGCAGAAAGAUUUUGCCUGUGCAAACUUUCCUCAAAAGUGUUUCUCCCCACUGACAAAAACUUCCCCAUGCUUAAUAACUGCAAACUGGGCUGUUGUUACUGUCACAGGGGAGCAACCAGAUUAGAUAAUAUUUAUGUUUAAAUGGAAGGGUGAGGAGCCUGCGACCUGUGGAGGAGUUAAGUGUGGCCCUCCAGGCCUCUCUGUCUAACCUCAGAACUCCUCCCAGGUCAAAUACAGUAUUUUUGCCUGGCUGGAAUCAGAUAAAGCCUCUUUCUUGCCUGGGUAGAGGAUAGAGACUGGGUUGUGAGUCUGUGCAGAAAGUAGCCUAAGGCAGCAUUUACAUUGGUUGUUCCACCCACUUUCCCUAUGGCCCCACCCACCACUGGCAUGUGGCCCUCAGAAGGUUGCUCAGAUGGGAUUGUGGCCCUCAGGCUGAAACAGCUCCUAAAGCAAUGUAGGAUCUCUCUCUCACAGAUCUCUCUCGAUCUCUUUCUUCUUCCAAGUUACCAUUCCAACUGUGCAAGUGGAGGAGAGCCCAUCUGAUCCCCAGUAUGCAGAGAUCCUUCGGAGGAGCCCCCCAGAAGGUAACAAUAAGGUGAGACUGUCCUGAGGCCCCCCACUGGGCCUCUCCUCUGCUGGGUGGAAGCCCAGGUCAGCCUAGACCUGUUUUGCAGAAAGAGGAAUUAUUUCCUCAAAAGCUUGGCUAUGGACUCUUCCUUGAAGGCUUGGCUAUGGGGGUCUGCUGAACUUCAGAAUAUACCACUGCAGGACCUCACAGGUCCUUCUUUAGCUACUGGCCUAUGAAGAUGUAAAGGGGGGAGGUUUGCCCUUCACAAUAAAUCCCUCGGCUUGAUGGUAGUGGUAUUUACAGUCUUUAUUGUACAAGUAUUUACAAAGUACAGAGUAUCUCUUCACACAUCUGAAUCAUCGGCAACAGAUCCCGGGAGUGGGGACUUUCAGCUCUGCCUCCAGCAGAGCAGUCUUGGUAAUCUCAUACGUCUGCAUUGUUCCCUACGCUUUAACCUCCUCCUGUCCUGUGGUGUGCCCUUUCCCUCUGUGCCAGAGCUGGAGUGGUGCUGGGGCUCCCCAACAUCAGGGAGUCCUGCCUCCACCUCCCUUUGAUCUCCCACACCUUCCAGUGCUUCCUCUUCUGCCAGCCCCUCUCGCUCCUCCUCAUCCAACUCAGGAGCUGGCUCAGCUGGCUCCGUGACAGAAGAGGACAUUUGAGCCCAGCCGCUAGACAUCUCUCCACAGCUACACAAAUUGAGCUCAGAUUAAGGAAAGGGCCAUAGCUCAGUGGUAGAGCUUCUGUCCUGCAAGCAGAAGGUCUCUGGUUCAGUUCCCAUCAUCUCCAGAUAGCGUUGGGAGAGACUAUUGGUGUUUCGCAACUUUCUGACUUGUUGCAGGACCUUAGCCAGACCUAGGAGAGUAAACGCAGAGUCCAUGGAAGCAAAUGGCAACUGGCUGCAGACAGGAUGGACAAAGCAGGAACCAGUAACUUGUAGUUUAUUAUAUACAGUGGACUAUUUACAGGAACAGAACAGAACACGGAUCUUUAACUAGCUCUCUCUUACACGACUCACAAUUCUCAACCUCCAACUCCUGCACUCGCCACUCUAACUAACACAUUCCAGUUAGUAGGCCAUAAAUCAUUAUUCCCAUGAGAGCUUGACCGAUCAUGGAGCUGUCUCUAUGUCUCUGUAUCACCAGGCAGAUUACACUCCUUUACAUUGGCUGUCGGCCAGACCCUAAUUGACUCUGUGUGAUGGACCAAUGGUCUGAUUCAGUAUGUGACAGCUUCCUAUGUUCCCAAGUGUUGGAGGGCAUCAUAAUUUUAAAACAAACUUCUUCCUUAUUUGCAUUUAGUCCCUAGGUCUCCGGGAAAAUAAUGCGGACAGAAGCCCACAGAAAGAACGGCUUGUCACGACUAUUUACGACCAGAUCCGAAGGACCCCGGACAAUUCUUCUGAAGAAGUCACAUAGGCCUGGUAAGGUCCAUAAAAUCAAACGGUGGUGUUUUUUUGCACAAAUAUAUGCACACAAAUAUGUUUGUGUGUGAUUCUAGUCAUGCACCAGCCUCUCCUUCAAGAUCUUCAACAAGGGAGAGCUCCAGCAGCUCUAGAUAGUUGCUCCCAUUGUCAAACUGGUCCUACCAUCAAUACGUUUCUCUUCAUGUCCCACUGAGAUCUACCCUCAAUCUAGGGUAGAUCCUUUAAUCUAGUAGAGGGGAAGAAGUUUGUCCUCUCUUCUGUGGGAGAGCCCCAAUAUGCCAUCUGAUUUAUAAAUAUAAUUCUGUUUCACAGCAGCAUCCAGCAAGAGGGAUUUUGUCAAGAAACAUCACCUUUGCAGGGGCCAAAAACCAAAUGAUGUGCCAAACCCUCUGAGCACCACUUGGGACUUGCCAAGGCUACGUUUUGUUUUUGUUUUUUGGCACAGAAGAGAAGAGAAUAUUUCACAGGCAAAAUUCCCUUUCUUUCCUUUUAUUGUGAAACCUUAUUUUCUGCUACAAGCCCUCACUCCAAAUUUACUAGAAGUCCUCGCUCUGAAAUGGCCGGAAGCCCUCACUCCAAAGUGGCUUGAGAAUAUCUUGCUGAAGCUGAACCCUGGAAGGGAGAAUGAUCCAAGGCUUUCUAAACUAUGGAGCAAACUAUUCUCCAAAAGAUCAGUCCAUACAAUGGAGUUUUCCACCUGCCUCAAAAGAAAGCAAAGAGGGGGGUGGAGUCUUGAGAUAUCCACCCAAAAAUUGGGCAGAUUGGCAGAGAUUGAAAGAUUGCCCACCACUCUUCUCCUAAAAUGGAAGCCAUUGUGGGCAGCAGCAACAUGUAACCAGAACCAUUCUAACAUGCAAUUACAUGGCUAAAAGGAAGACUCUGCUUUUGAGAUGGACAAGACGGCAAUAAAUAAAUAUUCAGACUUACAUCCCAUAAAUGUUUUAGUAAGCCCAUCCAUGGCUGUUUUUAAGAAAGAGAGAGACCAUCUAUGAAUGGAUGCGACAUCAUGCUCAGGAUAGCAUCUGUCAUCCAACUGCUAGACCUGAAUCUCUCCUUAGGUGUCACAAUAGACUUCCCUUUGGGCUGCUCUGCGUAAGAGGGCAGUGGACUCUUGACUAUGCUAGCAAUUCUGACCUUGUGCUCAUGGUGUAUCAAAGUAAAUAUGAAAGCAAAACUAGCACUCCUACAUUCCAGUUUUAAACAAAACUAAGAGGAAGGUGAUGCUGCCGCUGAUUGAUCAUCCUGAAUGAUGCAGUUCAUGAACUGGGACUGGAAUGAAGAUGGGUUUCUGCUUAUGGGAAAGGGAUGGAUGCAACAGGGUUUGUUUCCACAUAAAUAUGGUGGAGGAAAGGGUCCUAGCUCAGGGACAGAACACCUGUUUUGCAUGUAGAAUGCCCCAGGUUAAACCCACAAUAGCAUCUCCAAGUAGACCUGGGAACGUCCCCUCCCUGAAACCCAGGAGAGCUGCUUCCAGCCAGUGUAGACCGUCCUCAGCUAGAAGGACCAAUGGUCUGAGUCAGCAGUAUGCAGCACUUGGGCAAAGCCAUGUCUCAGUGGUAGAACACCUGCUUCACAUGUAGAAGGUCCCAGCUUCAAUACCUGAAUGCAUCUCCAGAUAGGGCUGGGGGGAAAGACACCCUGCCUAAAAUCCUGGAGAGUUGCUGCCAGUCUGUGUAGAGAACACUGGGCUAGAUGGAGCAAAGGCAGCUUCCCAUGUUCCUAAACCAAGGAUCCAUUUCUCCCCAAACUAUUGUCUGCACGUUGGCCUUCAGCUUUUCAGAUCUCUCAUAUCAAGAGCCGUUCUUGGACCUGUCUGCGGCUGAACUCUAGAAUGCUCAAAGCCUCUCUUUUUUAAGUUCCAGAUUCCACCCUCUGCUGUUUGAAGUACUUGGGGGGGGGGUGGAAUUAAUGUGUCCUGCAGCAACAUGUUGCAGUUCUAGAUUCCAAUCAGAAUGUUACACUUACACUUACACACACACACACACACACACACACACACACACACACACCACCUCCUCACCCUGUUCUCCAUUUUCCUUUUGGCAUGUUCACUCUAUAAUCCUCAUUUGGUUGAUUCUCUUUUUGGGGGGAGAAGGUGUCCCAUUAAGUCUUUUGCUUUCAGGUUUUCGUAUGUCUGCAAACUUUGGGGUUCCUCCAGGCCUGGAAAUGCCUCCCUCCUCAUGUAGCUCACAGAGAUCCUCUUUUGGCCACAGUCCAGUCAACACUUGGCCCCUAUCUACUUGCUAUUACAAGGGUGGAAGCUGUUCAGAAACCUGUGCUGGAGACCUCUGGCUUUGAUGUCAGACACCACACUCACACUGCAAUGGUGGGAGUGAUCUUCAAAGAGUUCUGGGUAUAGAUUUAAUUCUGUGGCUGCCCCUUACCAAUAUUUUCUCAUAGCCGAAGUGUAGAAAGCCAAGUAUCUGGACCUCCCAGCCCAGCUCAAGGUGCUGCAGGACCACAGAAACCAACUGUGCAUUAAUAAGCUGGUCAUUGUAUCAUAUCUGGUCCCUGCUCUAGAUCUCACGAGUGUGUAUGUUGGGCACCAUGCUAUGUACUGUGUUAUUUGUCUCAAUAACAUUUGGUAAAAUAACCCUUUGAAGAAUGUUGCCAUUGCCUGAUGGAGGUGUACGAAGAUUGUGGUUAAUAAUACCCAUGAGGUUUUGUAUAUUUUUAUUUCAGUCUGCCCAAAGUCGGCACACACAGAGGCCAUGCAAUUACUUGGGUCAAAUUAAAGAGGCAGCAGGUUGUUGUUUCAGCACUGGGUGAUGGGACAGCAAUUGCUGCAUGAGAAAAAGAGCCCUAUCCAGAAAUACCAAGUAGCCCAUGGCAGUCCACCCUCUCAGACCAAGUGGGCUUCAAGAGAACUUCAACACAGAACCUGUGGGCCAUGCACCAGUGAAGGUGGUGAAUGUCCUGUUUGAGUGUCUGGAGGUGGUUGUAAGAUGGAUGGUAGCUAAUAUAUUCAGGUUGAAUCCUAACAAG